Messenger RNA from Musca domestica (house fly), 1676 nucleotides. RefSeq names its product acyl-coenzyme A thioesterase 9, mitochondrial. Gene Ontology annotation, biological process: acyl-CoA metabolic process. Gene Ontology annotation, cellular component: mitochondrion. The record is from RefSeq and is a predicted model, not a curated record. Gene Ontology annotation, molecular function: fatty acyl-CoA hydrolase activity. The coding region runs from base 285 to 1643 and encodes 452 amino acids. The transcript has 3 exons. NCBI's taxonomy places the organism in Eukaryota, Metazoa, Arthropoda, Insecta, Diptera, Muscidae.
CGAACACCCUACCUUCAGUACAAAAUCUCAUAAUUCAAAAUGUAUAUACAUCCCAAUUUAUAGGCAGGGCAUAAAAAUGUGGAAGCUGGCAACCCUACUCAUCUCUUUUGUUUAUGUGCAAAACAAUUACGUCACGGUUAAAGUUUAAAAAGCAAAUUUUGAUUUAAUCCGCAGACACCUAGUCAAAAGAUAAGAAAGUGGAAGAGUGUGAGAAUUGUGGACUUUGAAGUAUUCCUUAAAAACACAACCAGUUACAAACAACUUGAACAGCAAGCAGCAGCAUCAUGCUAAGAAAUCUUGUGAAAACCUCUGGAAUAAUAAUUCGACCAAUUGUAUAUGGCUCUUUGCCAACUAAAAGCAAUCUAAUUUUGUCCACUAGCAAUGGUGCCGUAAUGACAACGAUGACGAAGCGUAAUGUUGGUCUGAAACAUGGUCAGAAUGAUCCUGCUUAUGCUGGAACAAUGGCAGAGGUUAAAGAUCAAAUCAUGGAACGUUUGGGCUUGGAGCCCGGUUAUACACCAAUUCCAAAGCAUCGUGAACAUUUACUGAAAUAUGAACCAAAGGCAUCGGAUUUGGAACCACGUUCUAUGCAAGAUUCAUUUACUUCGGCAAUUUUACCGCUAUCCACGGACAAGACAUUGCAGGAUCGAUAUGUGGCAUUUUUGGGUCAUGUACGUUUGGGACGUUUAAUGGAAGAUAUGGAUAUGUUUGCCGUUUGGGUAUGCCACAAACAUAUCAAAUUAAAUAAUCUUCCCGAGGGCAUUCCUCUACCAUACACCUUUGUCACCAUAUUGGUCGAUAAGAUAACAUUCACCAAUUUCCGAACGAAAGCCACAGAAGAUAUUCGCCUGUCGGGCCAUGUUUCGUGGGUGGGCAAAAGUUCCAUGGAAAUUGUUGUGUGGUUGGAACAAAUGGAAAAUGGAGUGUGGCAUAAAAUCACAAAGGCCUUGUUUCUAAUGGCUGCCCGUAAUGCCACAAACACUGGACCGGCUCCUGUUAAUCCCAUUAAACCCGCAACCGAUGAAGAGAAGAAAAUUUUCGAUGGUGGUAUUUUGCGUAAACAAAGACGCCAACUGCUGCAGGCCUCUUCGAUAUUCAAAGUGGAACCCAAUGAUUAUGAACAAUCUCUCAUGUAUGAGUUGUUCAAGAGAACAACACCUCAGGCUACCAUGGAAUUAAAUUUACGAGUACUGCCACCAAAUUGUCGCUGGAUGUCGGAUUCAUUUGUUACAAAUACCAUUGCAUCGUUCCCGGAAAAUCGCAAUGCCCACAAUAAGGUAUUUGGUGGAUUUUUAAUGCGUAAUGCCUCGGAAAUUAGUUGGGUCUGUGCCAAUUUAUAUUGUAAAACGGCCAAACCCAAAACUGAACACAUCUGUGAUAUUAGUUUUGAAAAGCCGGUCAGUGUGAAUUCCUUCAUUAAAAUGACUGCCUAUGUGGUCUAUACGGAGGUAAAUUAUCUACAGAUAAUGACAGUGGCCGAUGUCAUUGAUUCGGUGACGGGUGAUCAAUUGACUUCGAACGUUUUCUAUUAUACCUAUUCGGCUACGGAACAGGUGCCGGAAGUCUUACCAAGAUCCUAUCAUGAAACUAUGUGGUAUCUUCAAGGCCGCAGGAAAUUCAAAUACGCUUUGGGUUUGGAAUAAGUAAUUGCAAAACAAGAAUCCUACAAAUCUCCC